This is a messenger RNA of Bubalus bubalis (water buffalo), 9038 nucleotides long. RefSeq names its product senataxin (gene SETX). Gene Ontology annotation, biological process: termination of RNA polymerase II transcription. The record is from RefSeq and is a predicted model, not a curated record. Bases 669 to 8708 code for a protein of 2679 amino acids. The transcript has 28 exons. Lineage: Eukaryota; Metazoa; Chordata; Mammalia; Artiodactyla; Bovidae. Gene Ontology annotation, molecular function: helicase activity; transcription termination site sequence-specific DNA binding. Gene Ontology annotation, cellular component: nuclear body.
GCCCCGCUCCUCGGGGGGCAUCAAAACAAGAGAGUGGCGGCUGGGGCGGGCCUGCGGCCGGCCGACGCCGCGCAGGGGGCGGGCCUGAGCUCGCGGCGCCCGCUAGUUGGCUGACGGGGGCACUUGGGGUUGCGCUGCCUGCGCUUCCGCCCUCGGCCGACUGUGGAGCCGAGGCAUGGAGGCAGGUUAACCCCCGGCGCGAGGCCGAGCAGGGUUGAGAACGGCGGGCUGGAUGCUGCAGGCCCGGCGGGCCCGAGUGCGCCCGCGGCUGAAAUGUUCUUUGCGGAGCCAGAGUCUGGGUGUAUAUGAAUGCAGAUCCUCACCCACUCCCAAAUCCAGGCAUCUCAACUGAGAGGAUCACUUCUCUGUAGGCCAUCACCUCAGGAGCAGUUCUGAUUUCUGCAGCUUGAGGAUUCCCUGGACACCCGCAUUUGUGGUUCAGUAAUGGUUCCCAGCAGUAAAAACACUGAUGAAAUUAACAAAACUGCCUUCCAGAAGAAGUUUCCAGGAAUUUCUGGAAGAUGGCCUCAGAGAAUGUGAAAGGUUUCCUGAGCUUUUGACUUGACUCCGUCCAGUACAUGAUUUAGAACACUCCAAAGUCUGUACUUUAUUUUUGGCUGUGCUUGGUCUCAGUUGCUGCAUGGGCUUUUCUCUAGUUGUGGUGCAGAAUGAGUACAUGUUGUUGGUGUACCCCAGGUGGUACUUCCACCACUGACUUCCUGCAACGCUAUGCAUCCAAGACCCACUCCAGUGAAUUUAAGACAGCUGAUGAAGACCUCUGCUACUGCUUGGAGUGUGUGGCUGAAUACCACAAGGCAAGGGAGGAAUUGCCGUUCUUACAUGAGGUUUUAUGGGAAUUAGAAACCUUACGUCUCAUAAAUCACUUUGAAAGAUCCAUGAAGGCAGAAAUUGGAGAUGAUGAUGAGUUAUAUAUAGUAGACAACAACGGAGAGGCACAGCUGUUCGAUUUCACUGGCCAAGACUUUGAAAACAAGCUUCGAGUUCCUCUUCUUGAAAUACUAAAAUAUCCAUAUCUGCUUUUACAUGAGCAUGUCAAUGAAUUAUGUGUUGAAGCACUUUGCCGGAUGGAACAAGCUAAUUGCUCCUUUCAAGUUUUUGACAAACAUCCAGGGAUCUAUUUAUUUUUGGUUCAUCCCAAUGAAAUGGUUCGGCGUUGGGCUAUCCUGACUGCAAGAAACUUGGGGAAAGUGGAUAGAGAUGAUUACUAUGACUUACAGGAGGUUUUGACUUGCCUUUUUAAAGUUAUUGAGUUGGGACUUUUAGAAAACCCAGACAUUUAUACUUCUUCUGUCCUUGAGAAGGGUAAACUGGUUCUUCUGCCUUCACACAUGUAUGAUACUGCCAACUACAAAAACUAUUGGUUAGGUAUUUGCAUGCUGCUGACCAUUCUUGAGGAGCAAGCCAUGGAUUCACUGUUGUUGGGCCCAGAUAAACAGAAUGAUUUUAUGCAGUCAAUACUUCACACCAUGGAGAGGCAAUCAAAUGAUGAUAGUGUGGAUCCUUUCUGGCCAGCAUUACACUGUUUCAUGGUGAUUCUGGAUCGCCUUGGAUCUAAGGUCUGGGGUCAACUUAUUGAUCCUAUUGAAGCAUUUCAAACCAUUAUUAACAACGUGAGCUACAAUAGAGAGAUCCAGAACAUACGGAACAGCUCUAUGAGGACCAAGUUAGAACCGGAGCCAUAUUUGGAUGAUAUGGUGACUUGCAGCCAGAUUGUAUACAAUUAUAAUCCUGAAAAGACCAAAAAGGAUUCGGGGUGGAGAUCAGCCAUUUGCCCUGAUUAUUGUCCUAACAUGUAUGAAGAAAUGGAAACAUUAGCUAACGUGCUCCAGUCAGACAUUGGUCAGGACAUGCGUGUUCAUAACAGCACAUUUCUGUGGUUCAUCCCUUUUGUGCAGUCCCUCAUGGACCUGAAGGAUCUGGGUGUGGCUUACAUAGUGGAGGUUAUUCACCAUCUGUACUCUGAAGUCAAAGAUGUUCUCAACCAGACAGACGCUGUGUGUGACAAAGUCACUGAGUUUUUCCUUCUGAUUUUGGUGUCCGUGAUUGAACUACAUAGAAAUAAAAAAUGUCUACAUUUGCUGUGGGUUAGUUCCCAGCAGUGGGUGGAGGCUGUGGUGAAGUGUGCCAAGCUUCCGACCACAGCGUUUGCACGGAGUUCCGAGAAGUCAUCUGGAAACUGUUCCAAAGGCACAGCAAUGAUAUCAUCCCUGUCACUGCAUUCAAUGCCCUCCAACUCUGUGCAGCUGGCUUGUGUGCAGCUGAUUAGAAGUCUCCUGAAAGAAGGCUAUCAGCUUGGGCAGCAGACUCUCUGUAAGCGGUUCUGGGAUAAGCUCAACUUAUUCCUGCGAGGGAAUUUAUCUUUAGGUUGGCAGUUGACUAGUCAGGAAACCCAUGAGCUACAAACUUGUUUAAAGCAAAUUAUUAGGAACAUAAAAUUUAAAGUACCUCAGUGUAGCACUUUUGUGGAUCUGAAUCCUGCAUGUAAGACACCUCCUGCAUCUUAUAAAGAAGAAAGUGAACAAAUAGGGAAGAAGUCUGAAAAAGAUGCGCACUGUCUAGAAAAUUCCAGCCCAACAUCUUCUAAAGAACCAAUGAAAGCUGAUGCAUAUCAAGUGCAAGAGAGUAUUUUGAGCAAAGCAAAUAAUGCCAUAGAAGAGAGUAAAGAGCCAUAUUAUAUAAAAGAUUUGAAACUAGAAGGCCACCUCUCAGCUGAGUCAUGUUUGAAGCUGAGUAGUAAAAAUCUUGCCUGUGAAAGAGUUCAAAAUCAAGUUAAAAUAAGUACAGGGAAAUAUAAGUCUGUAAAAGAGAAUUCCUCAUGUACCCCACAGAAUGGUACUUUAAGAAAUGGUCCAGAAAAAGUAUUUGACAGAGGAAUAAUAAUAUCAAGGCGCUUAUUGACUGUUUCUAGCACGGAUUCUCUGGAAAAAGUGUCUGCCUCCAAUGAGGACUUCUCUUUAAAGGAAGAUGGUCUUGGCAAAAGCUCAAAAGCAAAAUCUAAGACACAUAAAGAUGGAGUCUGUGCUAAGUUGUCACAUGUAAUAAAAAAGCAACACAGGAGAAGUAUCAGUUUAGAGGAAAACCUGACUGUAUCUAGCAUUGAGGGUUUCUAUUCAAAGAAAGAUAUAGGAGGUCAGAAAGGAGGUGGAAACAUAUGCAAUCCUUCUUUAGUCCCUAAUGGUAUUCUGGAUGAUAAAAAUGGAGAACAAAAAUCUCAAAGCUGUUUACUGCUGAGAAAGAAAGAAGUAAAGAAAGAAAAGUUAGAUAUUUUCUCUACCCCUGAAAACAGUUGUCAAAUACAGGAAUGUCAUGUUGAUACCAAAGAUUUGGUCUCACUCACAGAAAUGACCAAUACCUUCAUGACGAAAGCAUCUCCCUUUAAAGAGCCUGUGACUGGACAUGAAUCAAGAGAUAUGAAAAUUAGUAGGAGCAUUGAUCAGUUUUCUUCUCAUUUAAGAGAACAGGACUUUAGCAGCAGUCCCCAGCCUGACACCUUAACAGAUUCUCAGGUAGACAGAGACCUCCACAAAUUAUCUUUAAUAGCUCAAGCCAGUGUUACUAAGUUCCCAUCAGAUUCAACUGAAAAAAGUUUAUCCCAGAUACAAAGAAAAGUAAAAGAUGAGAAAAGAUGUUUCACAGCAAACCAAAAUAUCAGGGAAACCUGCUGUGAACAGGUUAUUAUUAUUUCAGAUUCCGAUGACGAUGAAGAUGAAAGAAUUCUGGGUUUGAAGAAACAAAUGAAAGAGAUAAAAGCAUGCAUUGAGAAAGAAUGUCCAGAGCAACAUACUUCAAUAGCUAACACAAAUGUGGAACAGAAGGUAUUAAUAAAGGAAGAAAAUCCAGCGUCCCUUUUGGAGUUUGAGGAAUCUGAUUCUCAGUUUUUUGAGUUUGAGACUCCAUGUGAAGUGUUUUCAGUUUGGCAUGAUCAGAAACCAGACAAGAAUUCAGCUCAAGAGAAUGAAAAAAAUCCAUGCUCAACUUAUGUGAGUGAUAGUACAAAUGAUUUGGGUUAUGAGACAGAUUAUGUACCUGAAGAGGUCAUUAAAAAAGUAGCAGAGAACUUUGAAGAGCGUACAAAACCACGUAGUAGUAGUACUUCUGUUGAGGAAUUUUGUGAAAUUGAAGUAAAACCCAAGAGAAGACGAUAUGAAAAACCUAUAGCUGAAGAUCCUCUAAGGCCUUCUUCAUCUUCUGUCAAAAACGAGGACCAGUCUGAUAUUCUUAACAAGGGAAAUGUGAGUAAAAAUGAUUUUAAAGGUGUAGAUGCAAGAUCUACAGUUCCCAGUUCAAGUGUUCAGAGAAACGCUGUGGUUUCCCCAAAGAAGUCUCUUCCAAAGCCUCGCAUGUAUUCCAAACCUGUCAGGAAAGUUCCAGUGGUUAAAGCUUCUAAGAAAUCCCAUUCAGAUACCAAGAAAGGGCAGAGUAAAAGCUCCCAUUACAUAAGCUGUAGAACAACUCCUGCUAUUGUUCCGCCAAAGAAAUUCCGCCAGUGUCCCGAACCAACUUCAGUGGUUGAGAAACUUGGCCUGAAAAAGGCUCCUCGUAGGGCAUUUGAAUUGUCCCAGGGAUCUUCAGAGUGUUUAAGUCGGCUGCGUGACCAUGGCAGAACUGUUGGAGUAGUGGAUACCCGGAAAAAGACGAAGUUAAUUUCUCCUCGGACUCUAUCUGUCAGAAAUAAUAAGAAACUGCUGACGAGUCAAGACCUUCAGUUUCAAAGGCAGAUGAGAUCCAAAUCACAGCAAAACAGACAAAAACGUUUUGAUUGUCGAAGUACAGAUAAGACACGAGCAGGGCCACGUGCUGCACAGAGCUCUGCUGUGCCAGAAUCAAAUAAGUCAGAUUACAGUCAUGGAGGAGCCGAGGUGACUGCUAACAAUAAGGGAAAACAGUUACUAACAUGUCAGUCUUCUGAAACAGAACCCAUGAAAGCAGGAAAACAGUUACUAACAUGUCAGUCUUCUGAAACAGAACCUGUGAAAGUAAACCAGUGUAAUCCUGUCAUGGUAAAUGGAAGAAUAGCAACAAAUGAAGUUAUUGUUCCUACCUCAGAGGAUCUAUUAGACAGAGGUGACCUAACAGUUCAUCAUUUAGAGUUGGCAACUUUGAAAGAGGAAGAGCCUGAAUUCAGCAGUGACAUAGAGGAAGAUGAUAUAUUCUUAACACAGCGUGACCCUGAAGACAUGGAUUUAUGUUCACAAAUCGAGAGAGAGAAUGAUAAACUCAUUGAAGUCAUUCAUGGAAAAGAUACAGUGCAGGGAGAGGAAGAGUGUGUGAGUCAGCCUCAGUUGGAAUCUUUAAGUAGCACAAAAUGUAAGUACAAAGAUUGUGUUGAAACUCUGAAAAACCUGGGUGAGUACUGCUCAAAACACUCAAAAACUAACGCCACAGAUGAAGAUGUAUUUCGUAAACCUGGCUUGCCUCUGUCUGCAUCAAAACGUUCGAGACCUUCCACGACCAAGGUUUUUAGUUCAAGCAGUACUUCACGGAUUGCUGGUCUCUCCAAGUCUUUGGAAAGUACCGCAGCCCUCCCAUCAUCUCUGAAAAAUAAGUCAAGUGGGGCACAGUCUGUUCUGAAAGGACCACAGCCACCCCUGAAGCCAGUGGCUGAAGUGAAAGGUCUAUGCAAUGUUUUCCCUGCUCAGACUCCAAAUAACUCCAACAGGCAAGUUUUGAAAGUUCCAUUUGGGGAAAGCAGACCUUUUUUGACUUCCUCUCCAGUAAACAUUCUCACGUCGUCACAGUCCAUCUCUGAUACUUUUGUAAAAGAGGUCUUGAAAUGGAGAUACGAGAUGUUUGUGAACUUUGAUCAGUGUGGGCCCCCGUCGAGUCUGUGUCAGUGCAUCGCAAGACGGGUGCCUAUCAAGUUUCAAGACUGUGGAGAUUAUUUUAAUGUGUUUUUCCCUUUGAUGGUACUGAAUACUUUUGAAACAGUGGCACAGGAAUGGAUCAGUUCUCCAAACAAAGAGAAAUUCUAUCAGUUGCAUUUACGAAAAUUUCCUGAUGAUUAUAAAAAAUACUGGGAGUUUGUGGUUUAUCUUGAGGAAUGUGAGCUAGCUAAACAGCUUCAUCCAAGGGAAAAUGAUUUGGUGUUUUUGGUUCCUGAAAGACUCAAUGAGGAGAAGAAAGAUUUGGAGUGGAGUCACCUGGAAGAUGCCUGUGAAUAUUAUUGUGGCUAUGUUCAUAAAUUCCGCCGCACUUCAGUCAUGCAUAAUGGGAAAUUUGAGUGUUCGGUUUCCAUCCAGACUCAAGAUAAUUUACCAGUCAAUUUAAAUGAACUCGUGAAAUGCUUUGUAAUCAGCUCUCUGGUGACUACACAAAGGAAGUUGAAAGCCAUGUCUUUGCUGAGUGGUCGGAACCAACUGGCCAGAGCCAUUCUGAAUCCAAACCCCAUGGACUUCUGUACAAAAGAUUUACUAACUGCAACAUCUGAGAGAAUUGUUGCCUACUUAAAAGAUUUCAAUGACGACCAGAAGAAAGCGAUAGAAACUGCAUGUGCCAUGGUGAAACACUCCCCAUCAGUUGCCAAGAUCUGUCUGAUUCAUGGACCACCUGGAACAGGAAAAUCAAAAACCAUUGUUGGCAUCCUAUACCGCCUGCUGACAGAGAACCAAAGGAGGGGGUGUUCAGAUGAAAACUCCAACGCCAAAAUCAAGCAAAACCGUGUCCUCGUAUGUGCACCUUCCAAUGCAGCUGUUGAUGAACUUAUGAAAAAAAUUAUCAUUGAAUUCAAAGAAAAGUGUAAAGACAAGAAGAAUCCUAUGGGAAACUGUGGAGAUAUAAAUUUAGUACGUCUAGGUCCAGAAAAGUCUAUUAAUAAUGAGGUCCUAAGAUUCAGUUUGGACAGUCAAGUUAACCACAGAAUGAAAAAAGACUUACCGUCUCAUGUUCAGGAGAUGCACAAAAGAAAGGAAUUUCUUGAUCGUCAACUUGAUGAACUUUCCCGCCAGCGUGCUUUAUGCCGAGGUGGAAGGGAAUCGCAGUCUUAUUUUUUCCAGAGGCAAGAAUUAGAUGGAAAAAUUGCCAGAGUUUCAAAAGAAAGGCAGGAGCUUGCUUCUAAAAUUAAAGAGGUUCAAGGACGCCCACAGAAGACACAGAGCAUCAUCAUCUUAGAGUCACACAUCAUUUGCUGCACGCUGAGCACGAGUGGUGGCUUGCUGCUCGAGACUGCUUUCCGUGGGCAAGGGGGCGUCCCCUUCAGCUGUGUCAUCGUUGAUGAGGCUGGACAGUCCUGUGAAGUUGAAACUCUUACUCCGCUCAUCCAUCGUUGCAACAAGCUUGUCCUCGUAGGAGACCCUAAGCAGCUCCCUCCCACAGUCAUUUCCGUGAAGGCACAGGACUACGGCUAUGACCAGUCGAUGAUGGCCCGCUUCCACAAGUUCCUGGAGGAGAGUGUGGAGCACAACAUGAUUGGCAGGCUGCCCGUCUUACAGCUCACCAUCCAGUACAGGAUGCACCCGGACAUAUGCCUCUUUCCUUCUAGUUAUAUUUAUGAUGGAAUCUUGAGAACAAAUAGAGGGACAGAGACCAGUCGGUGCUCAUCUGACUGGCCAUUUCAACCCUACCUCGUGUUUGACGUUGGAGAUGGCUUAGAAAGACGGGAUAAUGACUCAUAUGUAAAUGUUCAAGAGAUAAAACUGGUAAUGGAACUAAUUAAACUUAUUAAAGACAAAAGAAGGGACAUUACUUUCCGAAACAUUGGCAUAAUAACCCAUUACAAGGCUCAGAAGACACUGAUUCAGAAGGAUUUGGACAAAGAGUUUGAUAGAAAAGGGGCAGCAGAAGUCGAUACCGUGGAUGCCUUCCAGGGGCGUCAGAAAGACUGUGUUAUUGUUACAUGCGUCAGAGCAAAUGCCACACAAGGCUCAAUUGGAUUUCUGGCAAGUUUGCAGAGAUUGAAUGUCACCAUCACACGAGCCAAGUACAGCCUCUUCAUCCUCGGACACUUGAGAACCCUAGUGGAAAAUAGGCAUUGGUAUCACCUGAUUCAAGAUGCACAGAAACGUGGUGCCAUUAUUAAGACUUGUGACAAGAACUACAGACACGAUGCAAUGAAGAUCCUGAAGCUCAAACCAUUGCUUCAGAGGAGCCUUACUCAUCCUCCUGCUGUCACUCCAGAGGCAUCCAGACCCCAGGGUGGCCUACCCAGCAGCAAGCAAGAUGGUGAACUCAGCAAGACAUCUUUUGCUUCUUCCAUAUACCACUCACCCUCUGACUCCAAAGAAGCCACAGUCACUGAGGCUGCAAAGGAUCCUGAAAGGCCACCCAAUCAGGACUGGCUUCGGGACCCAAGACUGCUGCGGAGGAUGGGCUUGGCCUUGGAUGCCCAAGGAAUAAGCCUCAGGGAGCUGCAGCCCUUGAGCCCCCAGCAUUCCGGAGCAGCGCCUCCUUCGGGCGUGCCAGGUUGCCCUGGGAGUCCCCAGGAGCCAGGCACCGUCAGGCAGCAGGGAGUCACCCUGAACAGCCACAUGCCUCGUAUGCCGUGUGACUCUCCAGCUGCCAGUACUGACACUUCCACAAGCGCAAAGAAGUGUGAGCAGGAAGAGGGGGCGCUCGGCCACAGGAGAGAGGCCAGGUCCUUGAGUGCAGGGGAUCAGGCGUGGUGGGCGAGCUCCCACACAAAGAGGAACUCAGACUGGGAUGAGAGGGUCCUGGAGGAGGACAGCUGCUCCAAGAAGAGACGGGUUUUAUAGUACGGCCGAACAGCAGAGGCUGUCAGCCAUGACCAUUGCUGCAGACCUCUGAUGACUGACUAACAGGCUUGUCCAGAUAAGACUGCUUUUUUCCUUAUAGGAGUUUGUUGUUGGAAAACAAAAUGUAUUAUAACACAUGGGCCUCUUGGUCCUUUCUGUCAGUUGCAGAAGCUUUCAGAGGACAUUAGUGUGUCAGUAAUUAUGUCUUUGAAGUAGGAGGCUUGCAGUGUUGAUCUCUCGUUCUUGUAGAAAAGGAGGUCAGCCUGGAGAGGUUGUAGAAGUUGGAAUGUAUAUUUGUAUAGCAAAUAACAAAAUCCUUUUAAAAUUUAA